This is a messenger RNA of Salvelinus sp. IW2-2015, 2010 nucleotides long. NCBI's taxonomy places the organism in Eukaryota, Metazoa, Chordata, Actinopteri, Salmoniformes, Salmonidae. The record is from RefSeq and is a predicted model, not a curated record.
CUGAUUUUCUCCCAUCAUGACUUUUGAAGGGUAAAUAACAAUUGUUUCAUUGAAGGGGAGAAUUUUAGCUUUCCAGAAAUAUUAUUGUUUUAGGAAAAUAGAGCUUCUGAUGAUGUCAAAGUAAAAAUAUCCUACAUGAAAGUAAGAGAGAGAAUAAACAUGAUUGUUUCUAGUUUAAGGUGUAGUUACAAGUGAAGUGUCCUGUUCACAUCAGUUCAAAAGAUGGACUGAAGAGACCACCUGGGAGCUUUGUGGGAGAGACGGCAGAUCAGCUCAAUCAGAUCGCACAACUGAAAGAUGUCAACUCUGCAAUGAGAGGGUUGCAUGAAAUAUUCUGCAUUCUUCUGAUUGGACAAAACAGAUGAAAAGGAGCUUCAUGUCAAAUUAAAUAAUCAUUAGUCUCAUGUGGAAUUCUCAUCUGGUCACAUUUUUGUCAACUAAAAUGAAAACUAAUUGUUACAGUUAUGUUUUUUUCCCAGGGCGUCUCGUUAUCAUAGCUUUAGUCAGGAAAAAUAAGUCGUCAAGUAUUUUUUGUCAUAGUUAUUGUUGCGAAAUUUACACUGGUGCUAGAAUUGCAAGAAGUUAGCUUUUAAGUGGCAAAAGGCCUCUAUGCACAAAGGAAACAUGUGUAGAAUUACAAGUAAUGAGCUUUUCUUCUCUCAUGCUAAGAGGGGGCCUUUAAAGAUGUUAUUCCCGGGGCCCAGACCUGAAGUCAUAGUAAAACUGCUUGUAUGCUAUUUAUAGUCCACUCUGAAGUAGGACUUGUGUUCUGAUAUUAUGAGGUGUUCCCUGAUGAAUUUGCUAUCACAAAAGGGGUCCCCACGCAAAAAACAAUUUGGGAACCCUGUGCUAAAGAAAUGCUGUUGUGGCCAUUAGGGUCGGACGGGUCCUCCAGGUCUCACGGGGCGCCAGGGACCAGCCGGGUGGCCAGACCAAAUGGGCCCAAGGGGGAGAAGGGAGAUGGUGGAUUGAUGGGAAUACCUGGAGCAAGAGGACCUCUUGGACCUAAGGGUUUACCUGGAUACAAAGGAGAAAAGGGUUCCCGUGGUGACCGUAGUGAGAGCGGGAUGAAGGGAGACAAGGGCACAAUGGGCUUCCCUGGAAUGCUUGGACAGAAAGGUGAAAUGGGUCCAAAGGGAGAACCUGGAAUCUCAGGGAAUAGAGGACCGACGGGCAGACCAGGGAAGAGGGGCAAACAGGGAGGGAAGGGCGACAAUGGGAUUAUCGGCCCUCUAGGUCCAGCAGUCUCAGGGGCCCCAGGCCACCCUGGUCCCCCAGGUCUCCCAGCUCAGAUUUCUUGUUCAGGAMUCUACGUGGUUGGAACGAAAGGUGAGAGGGGGCUACCAGGUCUUCCUGGACCUUGCAGCUGUAACUCCAUUAGUGUCAAGAGUCCACAGUUUGAUGAACAUAGUUCCAGGAGCGACUACGCCAAAGUGCCAGCGAUAUUUGUGGUAAACAAUCAAGAAGAACUAGAUCGUCUUCAUACGGACAAUGCCCUAGCCUUCCGGAAAGACCAGAGAUCGCUUUACUUCAAAGACACCAACGGAUGGCUGCCCAUUCAGCUGACGCCUUUCCAGUCUACGGAGAAUGCUCCGGAACAGGAGGGUUACUGUGGCGACGGGAUCGUUCAGAUUCCCAACGGGGAGGAAUGUGACGACGGGAAUAGGAUUGUCACCGACGGCUGCGUCAAGUGUAAACAUGCUUACUGUGGAGAUGGUUAUCGCUAUGACGGUGCCGAGGAAUGUGAUGGAAAGGACUUUGGCUAUCAGACAUGCAACUCAUAUCUCCCAGGGUCUUAUGGUCGUCUCAGAUGCACUCCGUACUGUGUCAUUGACUCUACAAACUGCAAGUAUUUUACAUGAGGAGGAACCUGGACACAGCAGUGGGAUGCUUCUUGUCUUGUUUGCUUUGGUACUGAACAGGAUGACGGUAAUGCAAAACAAAGAUCAACAACAACACUGCAAACAAGAGACUCAAAAAGGAAGUGUUGACAAACUGGACUAAACCUGA